Cottoperca gobio is the source of this 3597-nucleotide messenger RNA. It is a transcript of the gene b4galnt1b, whose product is annotated as beta-1,4-N-acetyl-galactosaminyl transferase 1b. NCBI's taxonomy places the organism in Eukaryota, Metazoa, Chordata, Actinopteri, Perciformes, Bovichtidae. Gene Ontology annotation, biological process: ganglioside biosynthetic process. Gene Ontology annotation, molecular function: acetylgalactosaminyltransferase activity. Gene Ontology annotation, cellular component: Golgi membrane. The coding region runs from base 337 to 1932 and encodes 531 amino acids. The record is from RefSeq and is a predicted model, not a curated record. The transcript is spliced from 12 exons.
UUGACCGCUGUGUGUUGUGUUGAGGUACGGUGCACUCUCCGCUGUGCUGCUGCUGCAGGGGGAGCGUCUGUCUACAGCCUGCAGUGCUGCGAUGUGAGCCCGCCUUAUUUGUCUCCUGGGUGCUCAAUUUUUGCAUUUGCAAGACCACGGAGGAACACAUUCAUGGGAAGGAGCGACAUCCGUGCAGACGGAAAGUGUAACAAACACAGGACGUCUUUGAACUGAGAUGGGGAAGGUGCUUACUCAUUUCUGUGACUAUCUACAUGGUUUCUGGAGAUGCAGGUGCCUGCAGAGAUUGUCCUUUCACUGACUGGAUAGAAGCAGUUGGGUUUCAGGAUGCGCUCCCUGAGAAAGACGGUGUUGCUCGCCAUCCUGGUGUCUGUCGUGUUGGUGCUGGCCCUCCUCCAUUCGUGGCCCACUCGGGCUUACACCACAGUAGAUGUGUGGCAACGAACUGGGUCAGUUUUAGAGAGGCAUCUGGAGGAGAGGCUCCCAGAUCCAGAUCACGGAUUAGGCAAUAUCCCCUUUCACUUGAGGGACAGUGUGGCAAGCUUGUUGGCACGUAACGGAUGCAUAUGUGAGGGUGAGAGUGGAGGAGUAAACUUGCCCUUCGCCCAACUCUUGUUCCCGCGGGUGUCAGCUCACCCGCUGCACACCGCCUUUGGGGCUUCUGAGCUGGAGGAAAUGAAGCGGAGACGCGCCAAAGAGUACAAGAGUUUCCAGAAGAGGUCACAGACAUCUGCAGAUGUUCUCAUUAUUGCAGAGGCUAACAAUCCCUUACAGUAUCCAACACAGGGGGUGGAGCUACGACCCCUGAGAACAAUCAUCAUCCCAGGCUUGGCCUUACACGACCUUCCCAGAGACCACUACUCAAUAAACAUCACUGCCACGCUGGGAAUGCUGAAUGUGGCAGCGGAGGUGGACGGGGUGAAAAUUAAAGGUGAUGGCGAGAUGCACAUGACUUUGUCAAGCAGCCUCCUGCCGAACCUGAACCGACAGCUGCAGUUUGUCACCUACACAAACACACUGUUCCACCCCAGCACAGCAGACACAGUUCAGUUUGAGACGGAGGGACAUCAAGCCAGCUUCAGUAUCAAGAUUCAUCACGGUGUCACACCCAAACUAUAUAACACAGGAUCCAAAGGAGAGUACAACGUCAGUGCCCUUGUUACCAUAGCUACGAAGACGUUCUUGCGUUAUGAAAAGCUUCAAGAUCUUAUCGACAGCGUGAGGAGAUACUAUCCUACCGUCACCAUAGUAAUCGCAGAUGACAGCCAAAUUCCCAAAACCAUCUCUGGGCCUCACAUCGAACAUUACAUCAUGCCUUUUGGAAAGGGUUGGUUUGCUGGACGAAAUCUGGCCGUCUCUCAGGUGACCACUAAGUACGUGCUGUGGGUGGAUGACGACUUCAUCUUCACGGCCAAUACCAAGCUGGAGAAACUGGUGGAUGUUUUAGAGAGAACCACUCUGGAUCUGGUGGGCGGGGCAGUGCGGGAGGCCACAGGUUACACUUCCACCUACAGACAGACCAUCUCCAUUGAGUCGGGGGAAGAGGAUGGUGACUGUUUACACAUGAGGAGAGGAUUUCAUCACGUCAUCCAAGGGUUCCCCAACUGUGUUGUGACUGACGGGGUCAUUAACUUCUUCCUGGCUCGCACCGACAAAGUGCAGCAGGUCGGCUUUGACCCGCGCCUCGCCAGGGUAGCUCACCUAGAGUUUUUCAUCGAUGGCCUGGGAUCUCUCCAUGUGGGCUCUUGUGACGACGUCAUUGUCAAUCAUGCGACUAAAAUCAAACUCCCCUGGGUCAGCCAAUCAGAGAGCGACAAGACUUACGCCAAGUUUCGUUACCCGCCGGCCUCCUCUGACGCCACACACACGAAAAACGGCCUCCUGUUCUUCAAGAACCGAUUUCAGUGUUUGACUCAUAAUUAGUUCCUGUCUUCUGCUCUUCCUGAGUUGCCAAAGAAGUUCUCCUCCACCGCCUCGCCAUGUCAGAUAAGAUUUCAGACACACUUUGGUUUACCUAUUCUUUGAAACCGUCACGGGAUGCUUCAGGCUUCAACGUGAGAGAAAUACGCCAUUAGAGCAUUUUUAGCAGUUUAUUUAUUUAGUUUGUUCUGUCAGUGCUAAAAUCUCCUUAUUCACAGUAAAUAUCCAAAAUGCAGUUAUAAAAGGCUCUGAAGAGAGAGUAGAGCAUCAUAAUAACAAACAUGUCAUCUUGUUUACACAGACCCAGUUAAAUCACAGCAUCAUCUUAUCUGGCAACACAUCCUGGAGUUGUUCUAACGCAGAGACCGAGCUUUGAGAAAACCCGACAGGUAGCAUCUUUACAGUCUGAGUCACUUCAUUGUCAUUGUAGGCUAAUGUGAGCAGUGAUAUGUGCUCCUUCAAUUGGCACUAUAAGGAAAAAGCUAUAGUGAUGCCUGAGGACAAAGGAACACUUCCCAGAGAGUGACAAUCCUGUAGACACAGCGCAUACUGUUAGGUAUCCUUUUCACCAACGCCACAUGAAGAACGCAUACAGAACUCUCCACCUGUGGUACCUGCGCUCUGUGACUGACUGGUUGUGCCAAAUGUUUGGCUGCUGGCUUAUGGGUGUGUUUAUCUCUUUGUGUUAUAGUUUUGCUACCCCCCCUUUACCCAGAAUCCUACGUGUCAUUUGUGAGCGAUUAAUCCCAUCUGAGGAGGAGAAACUUUCACCUCUGGUGUUACCUGAUCUGGGAGCCUUGUUUUUUUUGUUUUUUGUUGUCUCCUGCUGUCUGUCGCUCUCAACAAACACCUAAAGCGCUUCUGUCCGGUGCACGCUGAUGAACAAGAGAGAAAGGGAUUGCAUCUUUACAUGCUGCCUAAAAAGAAACAGGGGAAUGAACCAAAGUGCUUGUUUUCUUUCUUCCUCAUUUUAAUUGACGAAAAGAGAAGGAAAAAAAUCACAUUGAGACAGAAUUGAUGAGAUAAAUGAACAUCUUGAAACACAGAAUGAGUAGUCAGAGCAUGAGAGUGAGACAAAGAGAUGGUGAAGCUUAGAAAUCCUGUUUUUAUACUGAGAGUUACUGUAUGUCACACUGACACUCAUGCCCGAAGUGAUGUUGUUUUAUACCAUGGCCUUUAGAUGGUGCCCUUGUAUCACCUUAUUGUUUAAUAAGUCAAAUUCGUUUUUAACAGUUAUAUAUUAUUAGCAAAUAUGUGCAAGAGAUUUAUUUAGUGUUAUGUUUUUUAUCUGAUCGGAGAAGAAUAUUUUAAAACAAUUUUGUGUGCUAUUUCUAUUAUUUAUGAUUUUUUUCUUUUUGUUCAUCAAUAAGUGACGUUAGCUCGGUCUGAAUGAAACUUCAUCAGUGACUGCAUUAUAAAAGGCUUUUGUGUAAUUGUAUGUUCAUAAAUUUGUCUCAUGUUAGGAUCUGUAACUGUCGACAGAUCUAUAGUUGGGCUGAAAACCUUUUAUUUAUUUUUAAACAGUGAUAUUUAUUGUGUUAACGCAGCAAUUUUAUUUGCCUGCUUCACCUAAAAACUACAGGCGUGAGUCUUCUGGUCACGGCAUAAUGAGCAUUUUUUAUUAAUUUAUUUAAAAUGUUGACAUAUUAAAAUGUCUGUGGAAACAUC